Molecule: messenger RNA, 756 nt
Organism: Pteropus alecto (black flying fox)
Lineage: Eukaryota; Metazoa; Chordata; Mammalia; Chiroptera; Pteropodidae
Gene: C1QTNF8
Product: C1q and TNF related 8
Exons: 2
Coding region: 1-756 (251 amino acids)
Molecular function (GO): protein binding
Source: RefSeq, a predicted model, not a curated record
AUGGCAGCCUCUGCCCUCCUGCUUCUCUUGGUGCUGCCUGCAGGAACCUGGCCCAGCCUGGGGCUGCCGCGGCGACAGUGCGUGCACUGCUGCCACCCAGCCUGGCCCCCGGCUGCCCCUGGUUCAUAUGCCCCUGAAAAUGAUGGGGAGGAGUGGGUGCAGCUGCCCCGCAUUCGGCCCACCAUCGACAUCUCAAUCCUCAAAGGUGAGAAGGGAGAGGCAGGGGUCAGAGGUCGCUCUGGUAGGAGCGGAAAAGAGGGCCCACCAGGCUUCCGGGGCCUCCAGGGCCGCAAGGGCCAGAAGGGACAGGUGGGGCCACCAGGUGCUCCAUGCCAGCGUGCCUACGCUGCAUUCUCUGUGGGCAGGCGUGAGGGGCUGCACAGCGCUGAUGCCUUUCAGGCCAUGCCCUUCGACACGGAGUUGGUGAACCUGGAUAGCGCCUUCGACCUGGCCUCUGGCCACUUCUUCUGUGCUGUGCCCGGUGUGUACUUCCUGAGCCUCACGGUGCAUACCUGGAAUUACAAGGAGACCUACCUGCACAUCAUGUGCAACAAGCAGGCCACAGCCGUGCUGUAUGCACAGCCCAGUGAGCGCAGCGUCAUGCAGACCCAGAGCCUGCUACUGCCGCUGGCUGCUGGUGACACUGUCUGGGUGCGCAUGUUUCAGCGUGACCGCGAUAAUGCCAUUUAUGGAGAACAUGGGGACCUCUACAUCACCUUCAGUGGCCACCUGGUCAAGCCAACCACCGAGCUCUAA